GUGUUUGGUUAUUUCUCAAUAUUCAUCAGAUUUUCAAUAAAAAUCCGUAAAAUCUACGGAAAUCCGACAAAUUAUAAAUAAAAUAUAUCUCUAAUCAAUAAUACGUGAAAAAUGGCCAAGUCCAAGAAUCAUACCAAUCACAAUCAAAUUCAUAAAAAAAGGGAAAGCGUAUUCUAAUGAGAGCAGAAGUGGAAUUCAACAUGGCAGCCGUGAGGAGUGAUGAUUAUUGUCAAGGAAUAAAAAAUAUAAACAAUUUAACAACACCUGAGCAUAUAUUAAUUUUUAGUGGCAAGAGAAAAUCAGGAAAAGAUUAUAUUACGGAUAAAUUAUUUGAAAGACUUGGAGGUGAAAAAAGUGUUAUUUUGAAAUUAUCAGGUCCAAUAAAAUCUCAUUGGGCAAAUUCUUUAAACCUCGACUUAAGUCAGUUACUUGGAGAUGGACCUUUCAAAGAAAAAUACAGACUUGAAAUGGUUAAGUGGGGAGAAGAUACUAGAAAUAAAGAUUAUGGAUAUUUUUGUCGAGCUGCUAUUGAAAUGUAUGAUGUUAAAAAGAAACCUAUUUGGAUAUUAAGCGAUGCGAGAAGAAAAACGGAUAUUAAAUGGUUUUUAGAAAAUUAUGGGAAAAUUUGUAAAUCCAUUCGAAUUAGCAGUAGUGAAGCUGUUCGUAUUAAACGAGGCUGGACAUUUACACCGGGUAUCGAUGAUCAAGAGACAGAAUGCGAUUUGGAUGAUGUAAAUAAUUGGGAUCUUCAUUUACCUAAUGAAACAGAGGAUAUAGAAAAUAUAUUGCAACAAAUUUUGCAACUUUUAGAAUAAAUUUAUAGUUAUUGAAUUAUUUUUAGUACCUACAAAAUGUAAUUGUCAUAUAAAAUUCUUAUUUUAAUUUAAAAAGAAUAUAAAUUUUUUUAAAUUUUAAAUAAUUUUUUAAAAAAAUUGUAAUAUAUAUAAAUAAAAUAUAUUUGAAAUAA
Messenger RNA from Leptopilina boulardi, 967 nucleotides. RefSeq names its product probable phosphomevalonate kinase (gene Pmvk). The record is from RefSeq and is a predicted model, not a curated record. Gene Ontology annotation, molecular function: phosphomevalonate kinase activity. Gene Ontology annotation, biological process: cholesterol biosynthetic process; isopentenyl diphosphate biosynthetic process, mevalonate pathway. The transcript is spliced from 6 exons. Lineage: Eukaryota; Metazoa; Arthropoda; Insecta; Hymenoptera; Figitidae. Gene Ontology annotation, cellular component: cytoplasm. Bases 177 to 815 code for a protein of 212 amino acids.